GUCCUGCAACGGUUGGAGUCGCGGGUUUUCCAACACCACAGACUGAAAUUCGGGGCUCCGUAUGUGGACGACACCUUCGUCGUAAUUGAACGGGAUCAGGUGCUGACAUGCAAAGAGCGUCUAGACGCCGUCUUCCCGGGCAUUCAAUCUACGAUGGAGGAAGAACAGAACAACCAGCUGGCCUUCCUGGAGGUCCUCGUUUGCCGCAAAGAUGGUGGUGCCCUAAAAACUAAAGUGUUCAGGAAAGCAACCAUUACAAUGCAAAUCCUGAACUACAACAGCAACCACCAAAUUGGUCACAAACGCAGUUGUGUAAGAGCGCUUUACCGGCGCGUUGAGACGCAUUGCAGCAUUGCCGAUCUCUUCCGUACGUAA
Dibothriocephalus latus is the source of this 375-nucleotide messenger RNA. NCBI's taxonomy places the organism in Eukaryota, Metazoa, Platyhelminthes, Cestoda, Diphyllobothriidea, Diphyllobothriidae. The record is from the annotation of a GenBank genome assembly.